Spodoptera frugiperda (fall armyworm) is the source of this 1349-nucleotide messenger RNA. It is a transcript of the gene Mpk, whose product is annotated as phosphomevalonate kinase. Gene Ontology annotation, molecular function: phosphomevalonate kinase activity. Gene Ontology annotation, cellular component: cytoplasm. Gene Ontology annotation, biological process: cholesterol biosynthetic process; isopentenyl diphosphate biosynthetic process, mevalonate pathway. The record is from RefSeq and is a predicted model, not a curated record. NCBI's taxonomy places the organism in Eukaryota, Metazoa, Arthropoda, Insecta, Lepidoptera, Noctuidae. Bases 163 to 720 code for a protein of 185 amino acids. The transcript has 4 exons.
AAGUUGGCAUUACCAACGGCAUGACAGUUGACAACUUUGACGUUUUGUAGAAUCGCAAAAGUCAAAGUCACUUUGGAUUUGACAGUUGAUACUUGUCACUGUCAGUUGUCACACUCAGUUUGCUUUAUUUACUUGUCGAAGAGUCGUGCAUCGUGUAGAAAAAUGCCGCAAAUAAUAUUACUGUUUAGUGGAAAGAGAAAAUCAGGAAAAGACUUCCUUACCACACAUUUACAGAACUUGCUUGCAGACAAAUGUGAGGUUUUAAAAAUAUCCCAUCCUAUAAAGAGUCAUUGGGCCAAGGAGAAGAAUUUGAAUCUGAAUGAGUUGUUGGGAGACAGCGAGUACAAGGAACAAUACCGACUUGAUAUGAUCAACUGGAGCGAAGAGAUGAGAGCGCAAGAUUAUGGGUAUUUCUGUAGGAUUGCUUGUCAAGAUGCGACAGACAAGCCAAUAUGGAUUGUGAGCGACAUCAGAAGAAAAACAGACAUCAAAUGGUUCAAAGAAAACUAUGGUGACAAAAUUAGAAACAUAAGAAUAAUAGCUGAUGAAGAAACGAGAAUCAAAAGAGGUUUUAUUUUCAAAGCCGGAGUAGAUGAUGUCGCUUCAGAGUGUGAUUUAGAUGACUUUGUUGACUGGGAUCUUGUAAUAGACAAUAGUGAGGGAAAACAGAAGUUAGAGGAACAAUUAAGUAGUAUAUUGGGGCUGGUAUCUGGUUUAUGACGUCGGGUAAAAGCUGCUCUUUAGCUGGAGGGUCUAGUGCGAGUUUGUUUUACGUUAAUGCGAUCGACAUGUUUAUUACGUUCGGCGUGCUGAUUGGCUACUCUAAGUUAACUAAUCAAUCAGAAGGCUAAACGUGGUAAUGUUUCGAUCAUGUUAACGUAAGAAAUAACUCGUACUCAGUAUCCAGCAGUCACUCGGAGAAUGGAUUGGGUGAUAAAAUACAUCAUGUUCAAAAUAUGAUGCAAAUAGGUUCCAGUAUUUAUAUUAUACGUGACAUGUCUUUUAUCAAGUUUUUAUACAGAUUUGAUAUUAUUGUAAUAGCAAUUAAUUUAAUUUAUUAUGUAAAUUAGUGUCACAAGUAAGUGGUUGGUAAAAACCGGUGAUGGUAUUAAUUUUUAUUAGAGACAGCUAAAAAUUAUAUUAUUGUUAUUUAUUAUAACUUAAGUUAAAAAGUUACAAUCUCCAAAAGGCUCGAAAUAAAAAGACAUAUAUAAUGUAUCAUUAUUUAUUGAACACUAUUUUAACUUUACUUGGUUAAAAAUCAAGGUCUUAAGUAGAUGUCUAUGUUAAUGAACGUAUCAUAUUUUUAUGUAAAUUAUUUGAAAAAUAUACUUUACAUUUUAAUAUUA